Xenopus laevis (African clawed frog) is the source of this 1924-nucleotide messenger RNA. It is a transcript of the gene znf410.L, whose product is annotated as zinc finger protein 410 L homeolog. NCBI's taxonomy places the organism in Eukaryota, Metazoa, Chordata, Amphibia, Anura, Pipidae. Gene Ontology annotation, cellular component: chromatin; transcription regulator complex; PcG protein complex. The record is from RefSeq and is a predicted model, not a curated record. The transcript has 9 exons. Gene Ontology annotation, molecular function: DNA-binding transcription factor activity, RNA polymerase II-specific; RNA polymerase II cis-regulatory region sequence-specific DNA binding. The coding region runs from base 359 to 1471 and encodes 370 amino acids. Gene Ontology annotation, biological process: regulation of transcription by RNA polymerase II.
GAGAAGUGACAGUAGCACGAUUUCUAGUCUAGAACAUGUCUUCAAUGCGUUAUAUUUAGUAAAAUAGCAUAUCUACUUCCGGUUCCUUUAUAAACAAAUAGCAAAUCUCCAGACAGAUAAACUACUCUCUUGUAAUUUUUUUUUGUGGCUCUUUUAGACCCGCCCCUUGUACGGAAUGUUGGCAUACUGACUUCCGGUUUCUGUGCUCAAGCUGCUCUUCCAAAGAGAGAAAGGGGAAUUUGUUUGGGUCUAGUAGAUUCUGUGUUGUGGGCAGAUCACAGAUUAGAAACGGUGGAAAGAAAGCGAUCGCUGGGAGGUGGUUUCCUCUCUGGAUCUGCUUUGUAUUAGAACUGUACCAAUGUUAUCAGAUGAGCUGCAGUCCAAACCAGAGCUGCUGGUUGAGUUUGUACAGAAUACUUCCAUUCCUCUGGGAGAAGAACUGGUGGAAGGUGACCCAAAAGACAUAGCAUGUUUGUCUCUCCUUCCCGAACCCUCGGAAUGUGGCUCCUUGCUGUUACCAGAUGCUCCUGUAGCUCAAGGUAUGCCAGCUAAGGAUUCAGGUACUUCCUUGCUGAACAGCCUCCAAGUGGACAUUGAUCACUGCACAGAUUCUAGAGACGAGAAACCCAUUGCAUUGCUUUCACCUUCUGAACCUUCCUCGCUGCUCAGUGACUUACCUACCAAUGACAAUUCUUCCUUCAUUCUCCUCAAUCUAGCUAGAACAGGCCUGACUUCUCCAUCAGAACACCUUGUUUUUGUCCAAGAUGAGGUUGAAGACUCUGGCAGUGAUUUCCUUUCCAAUGACUGCACAGACAGUAACACACCCUGGUACUUACGGGUACAGGAGCUGGCCCAUGAUAGUCUAAUUGCUGCCACACGGGCACAACUGGCAAAAAGUGUCAAGACAAAUAGUGUUGGAGAAACCGCUCUGAGCAAUUUUACAGAAACAGACACACGAACUUCCCUGCCACCACCAAAGCAGUCCCCUCGAGAGAAACGGCUGCAUUGCUCUUUCCAAGGCUGUGACAGGUCUUUUGUGUGGCCAACACACCUUCGUUACCAUCUAAAGACGCAUAGAAAUGACCGUUCCUUUGAAUGUCCGUCAGAAGGUUGUAGAAAGAGGUUCUAUGUCCUGCAAAGACUGAAAGUUCACAUGCGCACUCACAAUGGGGAGAAACCUUUCCUGUGCUCAGAGCCAGGCUGCGGUAAACAGUUUACUACAGCUGGCAACCUGAAGAAUCAUCUCCGUAUCCAUACUGGAGAGAAACCAUUUAUUUGUGAGAUGGAGGGGUGUGGACGUUCUUUUGCAGAAUAUUCAAGUCUUCGGAAACAUCAGGUUGUCCAUUCAGACCAGAAUGCCUCAUCCCACUGCACACAUACUGUACAAGAGACUCUGCAGCAUUCCCAUCUGCUUUCUGUGGUAUCAGAAAGGCCAACAUACGAAGAGGAUGUGUCCAUUUUGUUGAACUAAAUCCAAUUAUUUUGACUUUUUUUGUUCAUCAUAAACCCUUUGGUCUACGUGGGAUUACAAGUAGUCCUUCUCUAAAGAACAAAGCAUAAGCAAAUGAUGUUUCAGUGACAUAAAUGAGCUUGCUGCAGAGACGAUGUGGAAAAACAAACUUGGAUUAUAUGAAUAUAAGACCCUGUAGCAGAACAAGCAUGGUACUUGUCACUCCUUGCAAGUGGAUUCUGCUGCUAAAAUGAGACUCCAGCUGGAAUUUUCAUCUUUGGGUUGGUACUAUUUCUGAAGUACCAGGACAUAGUUUUGUGUGUACAUUUCAGGGUGCACAGCAGCUCUCACACAGGGCCCUGCUCCCAAAUGGGUAAUCACAUUUUCUUUAAUUUAUAUUCAGAUACCUAAACAGUAAACCAGAAUGGAAGGGCUCAUAAGGCUGCACACUCAAAAAUAAACCGUUAAACCACA